This is a messenger RNA of Daldinia loculata, 228 nucleotides long. RefSeq lists its product as uncharacterized. The coding region runs from base 1 to 228 and encodes 75 amino acids. The record is from RefSeq and is a predicted model, not a curated record. NCBI's taxonomy places the organism in Eukaryota, Fungi, Ascomycota, Sordariomycetes, Xylariales, Hypoxylaceae. The transcript has 2 exons.
AUGGCGUUGCCUGAGGCAUCAGAAAAGUUCAACGGCUUCUCUAAUGUGAAAGCCUGGCACGAGCGUAUGACGUCACGAGACUCAUGGAAAGCUAUUAUGGAGGUUAGAGACAAGUUGAUGGACGAACAGGGCUUGAUGUGGAACGGCAUGCCGAAAGGCAUCAAGAAUUUCCAGGAGUACGAGGCCAAGAUCAAGGCGGGCGAUUACAACACAACCCGCACCAGCUGA